Molecule: messenger RNA, 867 nt
Organism: Sphaeramia orbicularis (orbiculate cardinalfish)
Lineage: Eukaryota; Metazoa; Chordata; Actinopteri; Kurtiformes; Apogonidae
Product: protein Bouncer-like
Exons: 3
Coding region: 357-734 (125 amino acids)
Biological process (GO): sperm-egg recognition
Cellular component (GO): membrane
Source: RefSeq, a predicted model, not a curated record
UAACCUAAACUGGUGCAGUUUCCUCACAAUGUUAUUUAUGAAACCUGAAUGGGGCUUUUCUCUGUGGGACAGUUCAGCCUAACAACCUAAUCGAAUCAUAAGUACUGGGGAGGGGAGAUUCUUGGAGGUAAUUGACAGCAUAUUAGAAGUAACCAGAGGAGGUUUGCUGCUAAAUCUCUGCAGCUGGACUGACUGAAAAGCAACGAGUCCUGGCUGAAUGGGAACAGGAACACUGUAGAGGAGUUUGUGUCUUUUCAGGAUGAAAACAGUGGGUUUGUUCUAAAAAAAAAAAAAAAUUUUAAAGAUCUGCAGAAUCAAGCUCCACAUACGUUUUUCUGUGACAGAAACACUCAGUGAUGUCUCAUCAGUUUCAUCACCUGCUUCUUUUGUGUUUCCUUCCAGCUGUGGCUCCCCUCUUCUGUUACACCUGUGUGUUUCCUGCCAUCUCCCCUCUGGACUGCAUCCGAUUCCCCAUCAAAUGUCCACCGGGGCAGCUCUGUCUGUCCAGCCGGGCGGUGGGUCAUAAAGGUGAUUUCCGUGUGGUGUUGUAUGAGAAGAGCUGUGUCCUGCCUGUUCUGUGUGGAGUCACCGGUGAAAAGUACACCAUGGGAAUCAACUUCACCUUCACCAACGAAUGCUGCAACACACAUCUGUGCAACAAAGCGCCAACACCUGGAACGUCGUACUGGACCGGUACACUGCUCAUGCUGCUCGUCUCAUACUCUAUGUGGUGAUUAAAAAAGAAUAAAAUACCACAGAGAAAGAGGAGAGUGAUAGUAUUACAAAUAUGCAGAUAAAAGGCUUUGUGUGCUGUCUAAUUGACCAACAUCUUACUAAAAAUAUAGGUUAAAAAAAACUAAAAAGUUG